This is a messenger RNA of Penicillium nucicola, 885 nucleotides long. Its product is annotated as arginase family protein. Gene Ontology annotation, cellular component: nucleus; cytoplasm; cytosol. The transcript has a single exon. NCBI's taxonomy places the organism in Eukaryota, Fungi, Ascomycota, Eurotiomycetes, Eurotiales, Aspergillaceae. Bases 1 to 885 code for a protein of 294 amino acids. The record is from RefSeq and is a predicted model, not a curated record. Gene Ontology annotation, molecular function: manganese ion binding; arginase activity.
AUGGCUGCCCAUGGUAUCACCAUAAUCUUCUCACCAUACCAUGUUGGCAUUCGGGACCACCGAGUAGGAAACGGACCCCAUCGAAUCCGCUCACUUGGAAUAGUCCAAGAGCUUGAGGAUCUGGGAAUCAAAGUUCAUCUACACGAGAUUGAACGAGUUGAUGAAUUCGAAGGAGAAAUCGGCCGGAGCUUCGAAAUCAUGCGUCGCAUUUCGAAGGCCGUUACAAGCGCCGUCACCACCAACACCUUCCCCCUCAUCCUCUCAGGUAAUUGUUAUGCCAGUGCUGCAGUUGCAUGUGGACUUCGAAUCCAGGAUCUAGGCUUUAUCUACUUCGACGCCCAUGAUGAUCUCGAUUCCCCGGAUGUCAACGAAAAUGGCUACUUCGAUGCCAUGGGGCUAUCAAUGCUCCGUGGCGAAAGCUGGAAACUACUCAUGAGCUCUGUUCCUGGCUUCCAGCCUCUGGACUAUCAUCGCUUUCUGUAUUGUGGAUUGCGAGACCAAUCCGAUCUUCAGAGACAGCGGGUGAUUGAUGCCGGCAUGACGGCUAUCUGGGGUGACACCAUGCAAAAGAUCAACUUCCCAUCCGAGCUGAAAUCUCACCUCGAAGGCCGCGACUACAGCCCGGCAUUGGUGCACUUGGAUCUGGAUGUUCUUGAUGACAGUUACGGCAAGGUGAAUGAUUACCCGUCACCUGGGGGCAUGCUUGAGUCGGAUUUGAUUGAAUGCAUGAGAAUUGUACCCCGACAGUCAACACCCAAGUCACUCACAGUCUGCUCCUUUGAUCCAGAAGCUGGUGAUGGUGACAAGAUUGCAGGCAUUGCGAUUCGUUCUAUCAAAACAUUUGUUCAAUCUCUGCUAGACAUGAAUCUUCUUUCAAGAACCUGA